Molecule: messenger RNA, 702 nt
Organism: Ilex paraguariensis (yerba mate)
Lineage: Eukaryota; Viridiplantae; Streptophyta; Magnoliopsida; Aquifoliales; Aquifoliaceae
Source: the annotation of a GenBank genome assembly
GAGAGAAGUGGCAAAAACACAAGAACAAGGUGAAAACCAAAAUGAGUAGCAAUGGGAAUAACUCCAAGACUCCGACAAAGGAGAAAGAUCGAGAGACAGAUCCAGAGAUGUCAGGGAUAGCCAUGGUGGUCGGAGCAGUGGCCGGAAUAGCUCUUGCUGGGUGGGGUAUUGCUAAGCUUUUCUCAGGCUCGUCAGAAUCUGAAACUGAAACUUCCACCAACAGGGAUACCAUGAAACCUCCGGGAGGAGACGGCGGGAUUAUUUAUAGGGACGACUUCGAGAAAGACCCUCGCACCUAUUUUCGCGAACUUCGCAACAAGAAAGGAUGAUCUCUAAGUCAUUUUGUUUUGCUAUUGUGGUUAUUAUCUAGGCUAUUGUGUGCUUUUGUCUGUGUGUGUGUGUUUGUGGACGUGAUCUCUCUCCAGUUAUUUUGCAUUGCUAAAAUAUAUUUGGGAGACACUGGAGAUAUAUAUAGAAAGUGAGUCAAUAUGUAAUGUUUAGUUUCCACUGAAAUGAGAAUUUUAUGGUGUUUGGUUUGUUGUUGUACAAGUGAUCCCAAUCGCUCUUCAAUAUUUAUAUUUGAUUGAUUGGGUGCACUAAAAUUCUUGCUUAUACACUACACAAUAGAUCUGGGUCAGACCCUCUUUUCUAGAUUUUCUGUGAUUCCCUGAUGUGAAUUAGAGGGAGACUCUUUAAUACAUA